Molecule: messenger RNA, 1023 nt
Organism: Epithele typhae
Lineage: Eukaryota; Fungi; Basidiomycota; Agaricomycetes; Polyporales; Epitheliaceae
Product: terpenoid synthase
Exons: 4
Coding region: 1-1023 (340 amino acids)
Source: RefSeq, a predicted model, not a curated record
AUGUCCAGCACCAUCACUGUCCCCGACACCCUCGCCUCGUGGCCGUACCCGCGGCGCAUCAACCCGCACUACGAGACCGUUGCGCCCGAGUCGGCGACCUGGGUGCGCGGCUUCCGCGCAUUCGGUCCGCGCUCGCAGCGUGCGUUCGACAAGUGCAACUUUGGCCUCCUCGCCUCGCUCGCCUUCCCGUCGUUGAGCAGGGAGCACCUCCGCGUGGGAUGCGACGUCAUGAACCUGUUCUUCGUCUUCGACGAGCACACAGACACACUACCGGGAGACAGCGUCCGAGUCCUCGCGGAUAUCAGCAUGGACGCCAUGCUCCACCCCGACAAGGUUCGGCCGGAGAACGAGCCGGCAGUGGGGGAGAUCACUAGGCAGUUCUGGCUUAACGCACGGAGAUGCUCGACGCCGACGUUCCAGCGGCGCUUCGUGUACGAGUGGCAGCUCUACGUCGACUCGGUCGUCGAGCAGGCCCGGGACAGGGACCACACUCGCUUCCGGACUGUAGAGGAGCAUCUCGCCCUCCGGCGGUUCACGAUCGGCUCCCGGCCGUCGUUCGCGAUCAUCGAACUUGGACUCGACAUCCCCCAGGACGUCUUCGACGACCCGUUGCUCGUCGACCUCCGGGACACGAUCACCGACAUCCUCGCCCUGGACAACGACAUGGCGUCGUACAACAAGGAGCAGGCGGCGGGGGACGACCUCCACAACGUCGUAACGCUCAUCAUGCACGCACAGCACGUCGAUCUGCACGCCGCGCUCGCGCACGCCGCGGCGCUGCACGCGGAGCGCGCGCGCCACGUCCUCGACGACCUCGUCCCCGCCAUCCACGCCCUGGACGUGCCGGCCGCGGUGGCUGCGGACCUCGCGUUCUACGUCGACGGCGUGCUCAACUGGCCGCGCGGGAACGACUGCUGGACGUUCGAGUCCAUGCGCUACUUCGGCAUCGACGGCCCCCGCGUCCAGCGCGAGCGCGUCGUCGAGCUCUACCCGAAGCGGCGAGCCGUCGCCCCGUGCGUCUGA